AUGUGGGCCGAGAAAGAUUCAUUUAAACGUAAAAGAAAUAUUGCUGUUACACAAGCAUGGAUAUCGAAGGAUUCGCAGAGAUCACCGACGAAAUAUCGGAGUUUGAAAAUUAUAUUAAAAUAUCUAAAGUUAUAUUGUCAGUAUUCCAGUUUAAGUAGUUUAAAGUAUCUUGCCGAUUCUCAAAAAACAUGGUUUGAAAGUUUUAACGCAAACAUCACGGACCUGUCAAUCGAUGAAAUCGUGGAGUUGCUCAAGCAAUUAGGCAAUAAUUACCCUUCCAGUUUCAUCAUGGAGGAAAAUCGUAAUGUGGAGGUCGAUCAACUUUUAAACACUUAUUACAACGGGUUUUACGACAUUACCAAAACAAUGAAAAAUCUGUCGCCGCUAUGCAUGUCGAUGCUACUGAAGUGCAAGCUGCACGGGACCUACAGACCCUGCACGACGCUUUUCGAAUUUCGCAAGACGCAGGACGGAUUCUGUUGCACCUUUAAUUACGUACGUGAAAGAGACGACAUUCCCUCAAUGCGUGAUGUGAUUAAAGAGCCAUUUGGUACAAAACAAAAAGUAGAAGAUCUCGGGAUAGAGCACGGUCUAACAGUCUUGAUGGACCCAUUUUUGGGUGAUUAUUUCUUCCCCAUACUGCCUGUUAAGGGUUGGAAGAUUAUCGUGUUUAAUCCUACCGAUUUUCCGGAUGUAUGCAGCGGUGGUGUCACGGAAGUACUCGCGAUGCCCCGCACUGAGACGUAUAUUGAUGUGGACGCAACGUCCUUCUUCAGCACUGAGAUUAUCGAGUAUUUUCCUGUGAAUCAACGCAAUUGUAUUUUCUCGGAAGAGAUGCGCACUAAGCACAGUGAAACAGUCUAUACUUACAGUGACUGUAUCGUCGACUGCAAGAUUUACGACAUGAUAAAGCUUUGCAACUGCAGACUGUUCUUCUAUCCACGUCGUGGCGAAAAAGAUUUUUCGGAGCGUAUUUGUACCAACGCCGACUUAGCUUGCCUGACUAAAUAUAAGACUAAAUGGUUCACCGUUUAUCCUCAUGAGAAUAAACAAGAGGUUCUUCCAGACAGCGAAUGGGCUUUGCAUUGUAACAUUUGCUAUCCUACUUGCAAAGAUACUGGUUAUGAUGUGUUAAGUUCAAAAAGUUAUAUGUCGACCGGUGAAUACAGAACUGAUUUACUAUCGAACUUUAACGUCACAGAUCAGGGGAUACUGCACGUUUACUUCUCGAACUAUGACUCAAUUAGGUUGAAGCAAGACGUGAUUUAUUACUGGUACGACCUGCUGAGCGAUAUGGGCGGUAUAUGUGGUGUCUUCAUCGGCUUCAGUCUCAUCAGCAUCGUGGAACUGCUGUAUUUCCUCGUUCUCCUACUUCUUCAUUUAUUCUGCGGAAAAUCAACCUUGCAGAAAGAGGACGAUCGCGAAAAAGAGACUAAAUCAAUCCAUAGUCAAACUAUACAGACAAUUUAUUGGAAUGAGUUGUUACCAUCAUCUUGGCAAUGGGUGAAAUUUUCUAACAACAGUCAGUUUUUUAACAACAGGGCUAGAUAA
Messenger RNA from Formica exsecta, 1551 nucleotides. Its product is annotated as sodium channel protein Nach-like. The record is from RefSeq and is a predicted model, not a curated record. Bases 1 to 1551 code for a protein of 516 amino acids. Lineage: Eukaryota; Metazoa; Arthropoda; Insecta; Hymenoptera; Formicidae. Gene Ontology annotation, biological process: sodium ion transmembrane transport. The transcript is spliced from 9 exons. Gene Ontology annotation, cellular component: membrane. Gene Ontology annotation, molecular function: ligand-gated sodium channel activity.